Drosophila montana is the source of this 416-nucleotide messenger RNA. RefSeq lists its product as uncharacterized. Lineage: Eukaryota; Metazoa; Arthropoda; Insecta; Diptera; Drosophilidae. The transcript has a single exon. The coding region runs from base 25 to 333 and encodes 102 amino acids. The record is from RefSeq and is a predicted model, not a curated record.
UCUUGAGAUCAACGACUUGCAAUCAUGAACUAUCUGUAUCUGUUCGCUCUGUGCCUUGCUCUGGUCAGCUGCUCCAGUGCUAUACCCUUGGGCAAGCCCACGGGCCAGCCGGGCUGCCAGACGGAGGCCGAAGUCGCCGUGGGCGCCUAUCGACACUUCUACUUGAAGAACCAGUACUGGGUAUGCCAGGCUCUGGGUGUGCCCGCUUCGCUGGCUUCUUGUCCGGUUGCCCAGGCCUGGCUGGAUGACGCCAAGGCCUGUGUGUACUUUGCCCAAUGGUAUUGGACUCCAACAGUGGCACCACCAAGUCAGCCACUUGCUGCCGGGAUCUAAGUGGCAACACUUUAUGAUUGAUUUUGUGAAUUGAUUUUGAAAAUACGCAAGAAAUACAGUUGUUUAUUGAGCACGUGAAAUAA